Molecule: messenger RNA, 3414 nt
Organism: Micropterus salmoides (largemouth bass)
Lineage: Eukaryota; Metazoa; Chordata; Actinopteri; Centrarchiformes; Centrarchidae
Product: lysosomal acid phosphatase-like
Exons: 13
Coding region: 67-1332 (421 amino acids)
Biological process (GO): dephosphorylation; lysosome organization
Cellular component (GO): lysosome
Molecular function (GO): acid phosphatase activity
Source: RefSeq, a predicted model, not a curated record
AAACCGACAAUCAACUAUCUGCAGUUAGCAAAUACAGGCUAGCUGCCCGGUCAUACAGACGGGAAUAUGGUGUCCACUGCUGUGCUCUUUCUGUUAACUGUCGGCUGUGUCUGUGGGAAAGCUGCAGCAGAAAGGGAACUUGUAUAUGUGACUGUGCUGUUUCGGCAUGGUGACAGGUCACCGGUCAAAGCAUUUCCCACAGACCCACACCAAGAGAGCGACUGGCCUCAAGGCUUUGGGCAGCUAUCACAGGAGGGGAUGAGGCAGCACUUUGAGCUGGGCCAGUAUCUGCGGAAGCGAUACAAAGGAUUCCUUAAUGACACCUAUAAAAGACAAGAGAUCUCAGUUCGCAGUACAGACGUCGAUCGCACCCUGAUGAGCGCCGAGGCCAACCUCGCAGGUCUCUACCCCCCCACUGGUCAGCAGGUCUUUGACCCAAACUUGAAGUGGCAGCCCAUACCUGUACACACUGUGCCACAAAGUGAAGAGAGGCUUCUCUCUUUUCCUCUUGGAGACUGUCCUCGCUACAAACAGCUGAUGAAUGAAACUGAACACACACCUGAAUUUAUUAAUGUCACCACCACAUACAAGGAUAUUAUAGAGCUGGUGAGGAAUAAAACAGGACUGAAUAAGACCAAUGUGGAGUCAGUCUGGAGCGUGUAUGACACCCUCUUCUGUGAGUCCCGGCACAACAUGUCUGCUCCUGACUGGGUUACUCCUGAUGUUAUGGAGAAGCUCAGAGUGCUUAAAGACUUUGGAUUUCAGGUCAUAUUCGGGUUCUACAAACAACAAGAAAAGAGCCGGCUGCAGGGAGGUAUCUUGUUGGGUGAAAUAGUGAAGAAUCUUUCCAAGAUGGCCGUCCCAGACCCAAAACCGAGACUGAAAAUGAUGAUGCUGUCAGCGCAUGAUACCACUGUAGCCGCUCUUCAGGCCAGCUUGAAUGUGUUCAAUGGAAGACAGCCACCAUAUGCCUCCUGUCAAAUACUUGAGCUGUACAGGGAUGACAAUGGCUCUUUUUCGGUGUCGAUGUUUUACCGAAACGACAGCACAGUGGAGCCCUACCAUCUGCAGUUACCAGGCUGCUCCCUUGACUGCCCCCUAGACAAGUUUGUGAGAAUUACAAAGCUCUCUAUUUCAGAAGACCGGGACAAAGAGUGUGAAGUGCCCUCGGAAGGGAGCAAUGAAGAAGUGAUCAUCAGUCUGGCGGUGUCCAGCUUUCUGCUCCUCCUCCUCAUCGCCCUCCUCCUCUGUGUUAUUUGUUGGAAGACGAAGCCAAACAGCAGCCGGGGAUACCACCAUGUGGUCAACCAGGAGGUCGGAGAGGAAUCCUGACAGAAGCAUAAACUCCUCUCUCGGAGAUCUACUAACCUCGCGUCUUGGGACAGCAGCGAUGACGAUGAACUUUAAACUUCUGAGUUACCAUUUGUGAUAGUUUCAACACAUUAGGUUCAGGGACCCACAACCAUAAGAGUCAGAAUGACCCUGUUUCUUUUAGGUCAGAAGGAAAAUUUAAGCUUUUUAAAGAUUUAAACUUAAGGUUUUAGAGAAGCCCAGCUUUUUCACCAUCACUCUGAACUAACAUGAUUAGUGAUGUUAGUUAUUAGUGAUGAUUGAGACAUUGUUGGAGAGACCAGGACUGGUUUCUACACCAAGAACACACAGCAGGGAAAACAUUUUUAUUAUAUCUAAAGUGUUCCAAUGUGGUCUGAUCUGCAAUCAGCCAAAUAGGUUCACGAUUUCAACAAAUAGUAGCCUGAUUUUUCUGCUUGGAAAGACACUGUCCACUGUUCAGUCUGGUUUUUGUUGAAAUUGUCAACCAAAAUCAGAUUUGAAUAGCUGCAGAAAAGUUCAGCGACACAAAGUUGAGAUUUUAAAUAAUAAAAUAAUGGUAGGUAUUGUGAUGGAAAAUGGUGAGUUCUAGUUUUAGUGUUUUGCAACAUGUAUGACCUCCUGGCAGGUCUGAUUUUCUUUUUAAAAAAUAUAGCACAUACUAUAUUUUACCUGAUUAGAAACAUCUAUGAUGCUGACAGGAUUAAAACUUAAGUGGCUAAAUUGUUUUAAUACUGAAUCUCCGUCCAGAGUGUUUCUAGAACUGUUUCCGCAGGUUCUUCAUGUAAUCGGAUUACUUUUUUUAAUUGGCAAGAACACAUUAGUUUUGUGUCUGUGUGUAUUAUUGCAAAUUCAUGUGCCAGUUUGUGCGUGCACAGAUCUGUGAGGUCUAAUGACAGAGGUGCCUUAAAUAUUUUUAAUUGGGAUUUUUUUUUUUCUGCUCUAAUGGAUAUCACACAUUUUUGUUGGUGUUCAAGUUUUUGAUGUAAACUGAAAACACCCUUAUAAAAAGUUGUGCUUGGUUUAUCAACGGAACAGUGGGGCGGGUGCUUUGGGAAAUUUGGGAAACUGUCAUUCACCCAGAGAGGGAGCUGACCUCGACAGCAAGCAUCCACCCCCAUGUAUCCUUUAACAUGACUGAGCUGAGCCUCACCUUUAAGGGAAACCAAGCAAAAUAGUCAACAAGAAUCAAAGUAGUUUGUGAUAUAUGAAUCAGCUUCUUACAAAUAAAACUUACAGCAUCCUUUUAAGAUGUUUUUAAUGUGAAUAUGUUUGCAAUUUGGAAAAACUGAAGCUAUUUACAUUUGUGUGUUUUUAAAUCUGGCUGCUUUUAUUUAUUUUUUUUUAACAGCUUUGACUGAUUUGAAAAAUAAGAACCCACCAUCUUUUUAAAUGCAGGACAGAAACAUAAUGCUUUUCCUUACGCAAUAUCAUGAAAAACCAAAAACGGUGAACCUAAAACCUUCAGCGCAUGCAGUUUUAGAAAAAGCUGCGGUUUUAUACAAAUGGAACUGAACGUUUCUUUUUUUGCCUUGGGUGAAGAAAAUCCAAUAUAUUACAAAUAGGUAUGAAAGAUUCUGGACUUUGACAUAAUAAUUGCUGGAUAAUUCAAAACGCUUGUCACACUCACUAUAGUCAACAUAAUUAAAAUUAUUUGUAUGUAUUGUUUAGCCCCACUUGAAAUUUUUGUUCAUGCUGUGAAAUGAUUGAUCAGACUUUGAGAAUGUGUUGCUCAUACUUUUUUCUUUUUGAAAAAUACAUGAUCAGUCAUUGCGAAUGUUGCAUGUAGAUAAUAAUAUGCUUAGCAGAUGAUUGUCAGAGAAAACCCCCACUCAGGAAUGCAAAGCUACUAGUGUGGCAGCACCAAUCAAAUCUGUCCUCAGUGAAACCUGCUUUUACUGUUUUGUCACAGUGAGAACGUUGGGUGCUUGAAACCCCGUAUAUCUGCUCACAGGUCAAGCUCAACAUUUUUACACAUAAAACUAAAUUAUUUUAAUACACUUAAACCAUGUAAUAUCAAAUGAUUUGUCAUGUUUCAAAUGUGUGUCUGAAAACAAAUUAAAUAUCUACAAGUUGGCAAAUUUA